Messenger RNA from Eruca vesicaria subsp. sativa (arugula), 2409 nucleotides. NCBI's taxonomy places the organism in Eukaryota, Viridiplantae, Streptophyta, Magnoliopsida, Brassicales, Brassicaceae. The record is from the annotation of a GenBank genome assembly.
AUGGCCGAGGUAAUACAGGAGGCAGUGACAGAUAUGUGGGGAAAAUGGACCAUCCGUGGCCUUGUAAUCUCAAGUCUUGCCCUUCAAGCAACACUUGUUGUUCUUUCACCAAAUCGAAAACGAACACGUAGGAUACCCUUUCAAUUUCUCAUCUGGUCGGCUUACCUUUUAGCCAAUUGGUCAGCUGAUUAUGCGGUGGGACAAAUCUCAGAUAGUUCAGGAGAUAAGCCUGAAGCAAACGAGUCGCCCAAGACAAACGAGCUUUUAGCGUUCUGGGCAAUGUUCCUACUCUUGCACCUUGGUGGUCCUGACACAAUCACAGCUCUUGCAAUGGAGGAUAAUGAGCUAUGGCUCAGGAGUUUGUUUGGUCUUGCCUGCCAAUUCAUUGCUACUCUCUACGUGUUUUUGCUAUCAAUACCCACCAGUUUAUUUGUACCAACUUCACUCAUGCUUGUGGCUGGAGUCAUCAAGUAUUUUGAGAGGAUAAUAGCAAUGCGUGGAGCUACUCUAGAAAGGUUCAAAGACUCGAUGCUUGAGGCCCCCGAACCUGGAAUCGACUACACGCGGUUCAUGGAGGAAUACAAAACUAGGAAGAUCUUGAAAGAGCGUAGCCAGUUAGUCAGGGUCCCGGAGGCAAAGAAAGAGAAAGGAGUUAAGGAAUCAGGAAGGUCAGAGUCAAAAAGGAAAUGUAUGACACAUCUGGAGGCUGUUCAACAUGCUUAUAAGUACUUCAACAUCUACAAAGGUCUUGUGGUUGAUUUCAUCUAUAGCUAUCAACAGUGGAUAGAGAGCAAGCAAUUUUUCCAGUUGCUGUCGGCCGAAGAUGCUUUGAGGAUUCUAGAGGUAGAACUAAGCUUCUUGUAUGGAACUUUAUUCACUAAAAUUGAUAUCCUGCACAACUGGAUUGGAGUUCUUUUCCGCUGUAUAGCCUUAGGAUGCCUGUUUACAUCCCUUCACAUAUUCAAAGCAUCGAAGAAAGAUGGAUAUGAUGGCUUUGAUGUUGGCCUUACUUACGUCUUGAUAUUUGGGGGAAUCAUACUAGAUUCCAUUUCCAUCCUCAUAUUCUGUUUAUCUGACUGGGCAUUUGCAAGAUUGAGUAGCAGGCCUAAGGAAGAGCUAGACACCAGUUUUGAAAAAAUUCUCAAUUGGCUCCUAUCUUUCAGGGAGCUGAAGUGGAAGAAGUGUCAGUGUCACAAGCAAGAAAAAUUGUGCCACAGCGUGCUUGAUAGACUCUUUAUAUUCCGGAGAUGGUCUGAGCACAUAUAUGCAUACAGCCUGAUUAGCUCCUCCCUGAAGAUAAAACCAGAGACCAUCCACCACACCAGGGCUUACAUACACAAUUCCUUUGACGCCAUCAUUAGAAGCUCGUACAUAGAUCGUCUCGUUCAUAGAGCUUUCAAAGCCUUGAAUGGCCUCCACGAGAAGAUACACAUAUAUAUCAUUUCUCUGUCCAACAAUCAUCGGGUGAUAUGUUGGAUGAUGGAUAAUCUUUUUUACCCUACCAGGCUUGCCCUUAGACUAUGGUCCUAUAUAUUCGAAUUUUAUGGCAUUUCAGAUCUGCUAAAUGUGAUACUCUAUACAUCUCAUGAACGACUUACUCAAGAGAUUUGGGAGUUCAUAUUUGAGGAGGUUAAACGUCGAUCCGUGUUUGUAGUUGGCAUGGAAAGCGCCAGCCAAAUAUACUCGGCUAGGGGUGACUGGGUUCUGCGUGAUAUGAAAGUGGAGAUUGAUAACGAGAAACUGCUGCAGUAUGUUACUGAUUUGGACUAUGAUCAGAGCAUCCUGGUGUGGCAUAUUGCCACAGAGCUCUUACACCAAACAACAGAUGUACCCUGUGCAGAAAGAGAUGCUAGAUGGAAAGAGCUGAGCAAAACUCUUUCGGAAUACAUGAUGUACCUUCUAAUUGCGAAGCCGUAUCUGAUGUCAACAGUCGCGGGGAUUGACAAGGUGAGAUUCAAAGAUGCAGCAGCAGAAGUUAAAAACCUUCGAAAAACGAUAAAUCAAUUUCAGAAGAAGGAUGUUGAGGAUCUAGGAGAUGCAAAGACGGCCUGUCAAAAGAUUAUGUCUGUCGUUAAGCAAAGUGAUGAGACCGCCAAAGGGUAUGGGAGCAAGUCUGUGUUGCUCCGAGCGAGCAUGCUAGCAAGGGACCUGCGCGAUAUACAAGUUAAAGUAAGUAAUGAUAAGAUGUGGGAAGUAAUGAGCAAAGUGUGGGUGGAGAUGCUUUGCUAUGCAGCAACUCACUGUGACUCAAAACAGCAUGCUGCUCAGCUCAACAGAGGUGGUGAACUCAUCAACUUUGUUUGGCUUUUGAUGGCUCAUUUUGGACUCGGAGAACAAUUCAGAACCACCAAGGAAGAUUCUAGAGCUAAACUGAUUCUGGACAAAACUACCACUUUUUGCCUUGUGUAA